Austrofundulus limnaeus is the source of this 2017-nucleotide messenger RNA. RefSeq lists its product as uncharacterized. Gene Ontology annotation, biological process: immunoglobulin mediated immune response; cytokine-mediated signaling pathway. The transcript is spliced from 9 exons. Lineage: Eukaryota; Metazoa; Chordata; Actinopteri; Cyprinodontiformes; Rivulidae. The coding region runs from base 198 to 1805 and encodes 535 amino acids. Gene Ontology annotation, cellular component: external side of plasma membrane. The record is from RefSeq and is a predicted model, not a curated record. Gene Ontology annotation, molecular function: cytokine receptor activity; protein binding.
CCAGAAAAACAAACAGGAAGAAGAAGUAGGCUUCGCAGGUCGAAGCGCUUUCUCACUCCAGCUGUUAGCAGCUGCUGAGGCGGAUUAUCAAAACUAAGUUUUGGUCAUUCAAAUGACAAAAUGUGCUAUGGUAAAAUAAGGAAAUGAUAUAAUUUUACGGGAAUUUUAGUUUUUUAAAGGAGCAGGAGACAGGAAGAAUGGCUUUCCUCGCGCUCCUUCUUUAUGGACUCUGCGUGAACGCGCAUCUCGUCUUUGGAGGUGAUGUAAACCUAAAUCUUGACUGUAACCAUGACAUAGAAAGCAUGUUUUGCCAAUUUGAGGUGAAAAACUGUUCUGAGUACAAAUUAACCAUCCAGGAUGAAUUUGAUGAAAAAUACUCCUGCCCUCUUCAGCAGUGCAACAAUAAGUGCUGCUGCUCUAAGAAAUUAAUUUUGACUUUUAAUGAAAUUUAUACUGUGAAGGUCUGCAGAGGAAACAAAGAGGUGGAGGUGAAAAUUGUGAACACCACAGAGAGCUUUAAAGCUAACACUCCAACAAUUGUCUCAGUGAAAGAAUCCAAUGGAAACGUGGAGGUCAGGUGGAAAACAAACAUGAAAGAAUGGUUAAAUCCUCGGAUUACUGCUGAAGUGACUUUUUAUAAGCAAGGAGACAAGACGAAGCAGGUAUCUCCACUUGUCAAACCAGCUAAGGAUGGGGACCUGCAGUACCAUGUAAUAAAUGGUAAAGACCUGGAUUCAGAUACAGUAUACAUGAUCAGCAUGAGAAGCUUCACAGAAUGGAAUAAGAUGUACAGUGACAGCAGCAAGGUGUGGACAUAUAAAACCUCUCCCAACUCCAACUCUAAGGUCUGGAUUCUCAUCCUUAGUCUCAGUGUUUUUGCAGUCCUCCUGAGCGCGUUCCUGUUCUGGUCUYUUGUAAAGUUGAAGAGAAAGUGGUGGGACRUAUAUUUAGAACCAAAGAUGACCAUAUCACAUAUAACAAACCCAAGGGUGAUAACCAUGAUUCCACCGAUUGAAAUAUCUGUCUGURUUACAGAGGAAGAAAUGUCAAAGAAGCUACUUUUUCCUGAAAUUCUAGUAGCUAAUCAAGAGUCCGGCUGCUCGCAGGAACUGAAAAAUAAAAACAAUUCUSGAUCAAGCGACAUUUUCAAUMAGACCUAUUCUCUGCUUUUACCAAACUGUUCUGGUCAGAGGAAGACGGAUAGUUUGGAAGUGCAAUCGCAGACUGAAAGGUUUUCUGGCUGUGUGUGCUCUCCUAACACGAGCGACAUGGUGAACAAUCCUGACCGACAGGCUCAUCUSCUUCCUGCACAACAAGAUGCUUCAUCUCUCGUGCCAACAGAAAUGCCACAUCAGYGGUGUGACRCAUGUCCUCACAGAGCUUCACACGRUACCUUCGGUCACACCAACACAACCACCUCUGGYGAGCUGAAGACUGGCCCUAAAGGGUUUGAGAUGUGCUGCGAKAAAGCUUUCAAACAUGAAAACCCCUUCUACGGCUGUUUKCCCAAUAAUUCCCCCAGUUUUCUUCCCGAGAGAACUGAUUUCCAGCCAGUUCCAARUAAAGUGGAGCAGCCUGAUGCUCUGCUUUUACAAAAGAUAAAUGCUAGUUUCGAGCAUCUUUUAAAGAAGUAUCCAGAAGAAACGUUCAACAAGAUCCCCCAGCCCAACUUCAGCCCCUUCACUCCAGGUUUCAUUAAUAAUACCCAGAAUGCACAGUGUCAGCCUGGGCUUCUGCUGCCUUUUCUCCCAAUGAUGUCUGCUGGCAAGACUAUAGAAGUAAUCAGCGACUAUCACGGUAUUUAGUUUGUUUGGUUUCUGGAUUUACUGCGAAAUCAGGAAACUGCGGUCCAAUUUUUGCAUUUUUGUAGCCUGUUCAUAUUUUAGGAACAGAGGAUUUUAGUCUGUAUGUGCGCAUUAUAUAUUAGAUUCAAGGUAAAACUUUGAGAAAAUGUGCAUGAAACUUGCAUUGACAUCUCAGUUGUAAGACAUUUGCACUAAAGAAUGUUGUGGACUGA